Messenger RNA from Cladophialophora psammophila CBS 110553, 2082 nucleotides. RefSeq lists its product as uncharacterized. The transcript has a single exon. The coding region runs from base 1 to 2082 and encodes 693 amino acids. The record is from RefSeq and is a predicted model, not a curated record. Lineage: Eukaryota; Fungi; Ascomycota; Eurotiomycetes; Chaetothyriales; Herpotrichiellaceae.
AUGAAACUUCAUGCCAGCUACAGCGACCUGCAGCAAUGUGCGCACGACAAGUGUAGGGGCUGCAGAGUUGUUCGGCAAGCUUUACUUCUAUCACAAAUCACCGGCGACGAGGUUGAGAGGCUCGAGAAAAGAGAUGACCCUGUCUAUGUCAGAUUGUUGGGAGGAGAUUCCACAGCAGAGAGGACAUCUCGUCUGCAGCCGACGCUACAAGUCCGUCUCGGAGUAUCGCAUGAAAGCGUUAUGCUGGUCAAUAUUGCGCUAACGGCCAAUAUCAACCCUUCAAUGCUUGGAAAUGACCCAUUGGGAUCGGCGGUCCCUCAAAUCAAAUCUUGGCUGCAAGACUGUCGUCAAGGACACGAGUGCAGCAACCUCACACGGUCCGACGAGCAUCCCAGGCGGCUUAUUGAGAUUAUCUCAGACACAACUUUGAGAUUGGUUGAUACCUCAGAGCUGCCAAAGGAUGAUAAGCGUGAUUACGUCGCCUUGAGCUACUGCUGGGGCGAGGGACAUUCAAAGGGUAGGACGACGCCGUGCAAUCGGGACAAGCGAAAGGUCUCAUUCGAGAAGUCCGCGCUGCCGAAAACGAUACGAGAGGCUUUGGACUUGGUGGAGGCGAUCGGAUAUAAAUACUUAUGGGUUGAUCAAGUUUGCAUUGCUCAAAAAAUCCAGGGGAAUCAAUGCAGCGAUCGUCAAGGAGAUGGUGCCGAUGAUUGUGAAGGCAAUGGCUGCCAAGCUUGCACUCAUGAUGGUGGCGAAGAUUGGGACGCAGAGGCUUCGAGGAUGCAUGUUAUCUACGGCAACGCCGUCUUUACUCUUUGCGCCUGUUCCAGCACAAGUUCAAGGGAUCGCUUACUGUGGGAUCGGAAGGCUUGGACGUACCGCGUUGUGCCCUUUUACUUCGAAGGUCAGUGGCUCAUCAACUAUAACAUGAGUCUCAACGAGGUUAGAGCAACCGCACCGCUGUCGAAACGCGCGUGGACUCUGCAAGAGGAACGGCUCUCGCCUAGGUUGGUAUACUACUGCGGUCAGAGAGUCUACUGGUCUUGCGUUGAGAAACAGCACACAGAAACUGCCACUCGCAGUACAGCAAAGCACGAUCUCGGCAGCAGGCCUUUUGAACGUGAAGACGGAUUUAAGCAGAUGAGCGAGGCUCAGAUAUUCAUUAACUAUAGCUUUGCGGGGGAGAGGGUUCGCUUACACCGGGAAUGGAAGGACCUAGUGGAGGCUUAUUGUCCACGAGCCAUAACGAAACCGACUGACAGACUUCCGGCGAUAUCUGGCUUGGCCGCACUAUAUCUUUCGACCUAUAUCACCCAAGACAACAAAAUUCUGCAACAGGAAUAUCUAGCAGGGCUUUGGCGCGACACCUUUGCAGAAGACCUGGCGUGGUCAGUCCGGACAGCUGCAGAUCCGUGCGAAGCUCUGGCCGAAAUCGCCCCGAGCUGGUCUUGGGCAUCCCUCCCUGCCAGGACUCACGUUAGCAUCAAGGAGGACUUCAAACGAAGUAACGACUUUGAGUUGCUUGAAGCUUCUAAGUGGAGACGUAAUUCCAGUGAACCUGGGAAUGGGGCCAACGUCCUUCUUGAAUGCCAGGAGGGAGCAAAAAAGAAACUUGUUUUAGUGAGAGGUCGUUUGCGACAAGUCAUGAACCGGGAUUCGGAAAGCAUCGACUGGUCCGAGAUCACAACAGGGCGUGGCGGUAAGAACAAGUACGACCUUUCAAAGAACAUUGCUCGCCAUGUUCACGCAAGAAACCAAGACAAUGGCCAGAUCGUCAUAUAUGAGCCGAACAAGCAACCUAUCGAAGGGCAAUUGGACUAUCUCCUUCCCUUGAACGCCAACACCAAUAGCGACAGCCACGAAAUUCACGUUGCAGCCGGCAUGGAGUGGGAUUUGUAUGGCUUGCAAAUAGGCCAGAAGACGAUGCUUUUGGUCCAGUUCAGCAGGCGGCGGGAAACCGGAACGGACAGUAACACUAGGAGUGAUACCUGGGUGACUGUUUUCCGGCGGGUAGGGAUCUGUCGAAAUGUGCGAGAGGCCUUCUUUGAGGGAGCUGAGUUGGUCGAACUUGAGCUUGAGUGA